Molecule: messenger RNA, 2271 nt
Organism: Cylindrotheca closterium
Lineage: Eukaryota; Bacillariophyta; Bacillariophyceae; Bacillariales; Bacillariaceae
Source: the annotation of a GenBank genome assembly
AUGAGUGAAACUCCAAAACGGACUGAUAUUUGCCUUCCCAGCGAGAAACAUGUCGUGUUAACGUGGAAAGUCAAGCUGGGAAGUCAUGUACAACAGGGGGAAACCAUUGCUAUGUGUUGUUUAGAAGAAGAUGCGGAAGUCGCUCGAUCUAAGAUCGCCAGUUCUGCCUCAACAGCUACAAAAUCGACACAUAAGAGGCCGAAACGUGGAAGACGACUCAUUCCUUCACCGGCAUCAAUUGCUGCUGCAAAAACAGCAAAGCCUUUACCAGCGCAACCCAUUGACUCAAACACGACACAUAAUCUUCACCAAAAGCUAGCAGAGCGAUUAGCAAAGUCAAAACCAUCAGCGGCUGCUGAAAACAAGGCUUCAGAUGAGACCUUAGAUGAUUCUACUCCAAUAACAACUGAGGAUGAACACGAAAAGGCCACUGUUUCCGCAACAACGAAAAAAGCUCCAAAAGAAUCAGUACAAACAACCCCAAUAUUAUCACCUGUAAAUGGAUUUGUUCACGAGAGCAAAGACGAGGCCACCAAUGGUGUCAUCGGGUACAUUGAGGAAUGCUUGCAUCCAGGUUUUGUUGGAGGGCUUUGUGUGGUUUGUGGUACCGCAAAGUUGGAAAUUGAUGGAAACGACAACGACCUGUCGCCAAAUUCGUCCUCACUCACGGGAAAUUCCGAACCUCGGCAGAAGAAUACGCUAGUUACAGUGUCAGGGGGCGUCACGGUCAGCAUAUCACAGCAAGAAAGUCAGGAAAUGGCAAAACUGGAUAUAGAGAGACUCUUGGGGAUAAAGAAACUUUGCUUGGUGUUGGAUCUAGAUCAUACCUUGUUGCAUGCAACGGCCGAUCCACGUGCUCAGCCCCUUUGCGAAUCCAAUGAUGACGUUCGGACUCUGCGGUUGCCUAUUGUUAUGGAAGCACAACCGAACGGUCAAACGCAACCGUCUCAGCAACCAGUCUUUAUGACACAUUAUGUCAAACUUCGGCCACAUUUGAAGGAAUUCUUGAAUAGUGUGCGAGAUGCGUACGAACUUUCAGUGUAUACAGCUGGGACUCGGCAGUAUGCAGAAGAAAUCACCAUCAUUUUAUGUCGCCAUUUGGUGGGAACCAAGCUGGAUAUGCUCGAGCUGGAAAAGCUACGCUAUGCAACAUUUGUCGCCCAACAAGAAUACGAAACGCAGGUGCGACUGGAAAAGAAACGAAAAUCUGAUAGCAAUGAAGGUGCGGACGAGGGCGGUGCAGAUUCGAAGCAGGCCGUCAAGCGAAAGAAGGUAUCGUUCGGGGUCGACGAAGUCAAGACCUACAACACGACGUCGAGUGCCGAUGCGAACGCGCCAGUAGAAAAGAAGACUGCCGAGGUCUUGAAAACUAAGCUAGAUGAGCUAAAGGCAGAGCUGUCAAAGGGGGAAGAAAUGGAAAAAGAAGCUCAAAAGCUGCGACAGUCCAUUUUCGGAAGCCGUGUUGUGUCAAGAACUGAUGUUGGUGACUUGGGGAGAGAUGUAAAGUCGCUUCGUCGGAUAUUUCCAUGUGGGGGCACCAUGGCUGCCGUUCUGGACGACCGAGAAGAUGUUUGGGCCAAUGCAUCCGACAACUCGGAAACUACAAGAAAGGGAGAACCACCUUCCAACUUACUACUGGUCAAGCCGUAUCACUUUUCGGCUUUCCAAGGUUUCGCCGAUGUCAAUAAUGCUGCCGGUGUGGAUCUGAGUGCUUCAAACCAAUCGACAGAGACGGAAGAAAACGACAUCCAAUUGAUAUGGACGGGGCAAAUUCUGAAGGACUUGCACACUCUAUACUAUUCUCAACAAAACGGAACUAGGCAAACUGUUCCUCAACUUCUAUCACGGAUGAGAAAGAAUGUUCUGAAGGGCACAAACCUCGUGCUGAGUGGCCUUGUCCCGCUCAACAGGGACGUAUUGUUGCCGGAUGCUCCUCGACCGACUAUUGUCCGUUACGCGGAGAGCUUGGGCGCACAGCUUCAAAAGAACGUUGAUGUUUCAGUGACUCAUGUUGUCGCAGCCAAGGAUGGGACGGACAAGGCAAUCGCGGCCAGGAAAUUCCCAAGAACUGUUUUGAUCAAGCCCAGUUGGCUGAUGGAAUGCUACUGGAGUAUGUCUCGCCGACGAUCAUUGGCGCAUUUGAUGACCCCUAUUCCAUCACGAUCUUCCAGCCCUGUACCAAUGCCAAAGCCAGCAGAAGCUGCUGAGGAGAGUAGCGACGAUGAAGACGACCUUGCUGCUGAAUUUGAGGAAGAGCUGAUGAAUUACUGA